This is a messenger RNA of Drosophila willistoni, 1547 nucleotides long. Its product is annotated as actin-87E. Gene Ontology annotation, biological process: mitotic cytokinesis. The transcript has 2 exons. The coding region runs from base 70 to 1200 and encodes 376 amino acids. The record is from RefSeq and is a predicted model, not a curated record. NCBI's taxonomy places the organism in Eukaryota, Metazoa, Arthropoda, Insecta, Diptera, Drosophilidae.
CAGCGAAAGUGUUGCUUUUAGAUUUCUAGUUUUUCUUUCGUUUUUGAAACGUGAAAAUCCUCAGUCAAGAUGUGUGAUGAUGAAGUUGCCGCAUUGGUCGUUGACAACGGCUCCGGUAUGUGCAAGGCCGGAUUCGCUGGUGACGAUGCUCCCCGCGCUGUCUUCCCCUCAAUUGUGGGUCGUCCACGCCAUCAGGGAGUGAUGGUCGGUAUGGGACAGAAGGACUCGUAUGUCGGUGAUGAGGCCCAAUCGAAGAGAGGUAUCCUUACCCUGAAGUAUCCCAUUGAGCACGGCAUUAUUACCAACUGGGAUGAUAUGGAAAAGAUCUGGCAUCACACUUUCUACAAUGAAUUGCGUGUCGCCCCCGAGGAGCACCCCGUGCUGCUGACAGAGGCCCCACUUAACCCCAAGGCCAAUCGCGAGAAGAUGACCCAGAUCAUGUUUGAGACCUUCAACGCCCCAGCCAUGUAUGUGGCCAUCCAGGCUGUGUUGUCUCUGUAUGCCUCCGGUCGUACCACUGGUAUCGUUCUCGAUUCUGGUGAUGGUGUCUCCCACACUGUGCCCAUCUAUGAAGGUUAUGCCCUGCCACACGCCAUCCUCCGUCUGGAUUUGGCUGGUCGCGAUUUGACUGACUACCUGAUGAAGAUCCUCACCGAGCGUGGUUACUCUUUCACCACCACUGCUGAGCGUGAAAUUGUCCGUGAUAUUAAGGAGAAAUUGUGCUAUGUUGCUUUGGACUUUGAGCAGGAAAUGGCCACCGCUGCUGCCUCCACCUCUCUGGAGAAGUCUUAUGAACUUCCCGACGGUCAGGUGAUCACCAUUGGCAACGAGCGUUUCCGUUGCCCCGAGUCCCUGUUCCAGCCUUCCUUCUUGGGUAUGGAAUCCUGCGGCAUCCAUGAGACUGUCUACAACUCCAUCAUGAAGUGCGAUGUGGAUAUCCGUAAGGAUCUGUAUGCCAACAUUGUCAUGUCUGGUGGCACCACCAUGUACCCCGGUAUUGCUGAUCGUAUGCAAAAGGAAAUCACUGCUCUGGCCCCAUCCACCAUUAAGAUCAAGAUCAUUGCUCCACCAGAGCGUAAAUACUCCGUCUGGAUCGGUGGCUCCAUUCUGGCUUCUCUCUCAACCUUCCAGCAGAUGUGGAUCUCCAAGCAGGAAUACGAUGAAUCCGGCCCUGGCAUUGUUCACCGCAAGUGCUUCUAAGCAAUCAAAGGAAUCGCCUGCACCAACACAGCACAACAAUCUACACACAACAACAACAAAUGAACACAAAUACAAGAAACACACAACACAACAAAAUUGGCGUCGUUUACCAGGCGCCUAGAGAUUAAUGAUGAUUAAUUUUAAGUUAAACCUCUUGCUGCCCUGCUAAUCAACCAGAUACACCAUCCGAUAUCAAUUAGAUAUAUCAAUCAGUCAGUCAGUCAGUCAGUCAGCAAUGAAAUGUAUUAUACUUAUGUUAAUAUUUAUUAUUGGAAGUGUCAUUAAGGACGAAGGAGAGGAAUUCGAGGAGUAUCAAGAAUACAAAAUUAUACAAUCUUACAAAUAAA